UAAGUACAUGAGGUUCGCUCACAAUUAUUGACAUUUCAGGAUACUCGGAGCAUAAUGAAGUUGAAACAAAGUUGAGUGGGCAAACUCAAGGAAUCAUGUGUAACUGGGGACUGAAUAGGUCACAAGUGCUCAUGGUGUUUAUGGCUCAAUGUCACCAUAUCAAACACUAUUGUGGUGUAAACACACUGGCACCAAAGAGAGCAGCCUUCUCUAUUUUUCUGUCAAACACAUCUCUGUUGUUCCGGGGACCCUAAUCUGAAGUGCUUGCGAUCUCGCAGAAUUAAGGAAUGGAUCGCUCCUGUGUAAACCGUUUAAAAAACCUGAUGAUAUUUCUCAACUUCCUGUGCUGGCUAUGUGGCGCGUUUGUGGUUGCCUUUGGGAUAUUUCAGGCCAUACACUCCAAGUUUGCAUCUCUAGUCACCACUUUCUGGCCCAUCUACCCCGCCAACACCCUGGUGGUCACCGGUACGAUUGUUACCUGCGUGUGUUAUCUGGGUGUGCUUGGAGCCAUGAAGGAGAAUCGCUGCCUUCUCGUCAGCUUUUUCAUCCUGCUGUUCAUCCUGAUGCUGAUAGAGCUGGCCAUGGCUUGUGUGUUCCUGGUUUACAGCAGAGUGAUCGACACAUACUUUGAAAAAGACCUGACACAAAGUUUGGCAGUCUACAGGCAGUCCGGUCCUGGAGAGAACCAGACCAUUAAAGAGGAUUUUGAUGCCGUCCAGCACUUGUUUAGGUGUUGUGGAGUUCGCGGUGAGGCAGACUGGAUGGGUAAAGUUCCCAUCUCCUGUUGUGUCCAGGAUCCCUGCACCUCCCCCAUCAAGAUCUACUGGCAAGAGGGCUGUCUCAUGAAACUGAGGGACUGGUUUGCAGGCAACUAUCGGAGCACCGGAGCGGGCGUUGUCACACUCUUUAUCAUCCAGUUCUCUUGUCUGUGUUUUAACAUCCCGCUGUUUUGUCACUUUGCUCGAAACGGACUGGGCUACCUGUGAAAAGGACGCAGUGCCAAAGUCACGGUGACCUCCAUCUUACCAACUUAUCAGUAUUGAACGUAUUUGUUGUUUCUAGAGGUAGUUGUAGUUGUUCAAGCUUGGUCUGCACUAGUUCUCGCAUACAUUUUAUUCACAUGCAUGCCAUUAUUAAUAUACAUUUCAAAGUAAUUAUUCUUUGUAUAUUUUCACUCAAUUGUAUGUUGUAUUGAUUAACUUUCCCCAAUAUGGAAGACGAAUGCUGAUCAGUGUUUAUAUGUCCUGUAACUACUUUUAUCUCUCCAUAUAUAUUCACACACUGAAAGCAAAACAAUUUUGAUCAAUUCAAUGCACCCAAUUCUAUUAUUCUGUGUUUUAUCCUGUUGAUUGUAAAUAAAAUAAUAAUAAAUCACUGUUUUGCUUUA
Hippocampus comes (tiger tail seahorse) is the source of this 1387-nucleotide messenger RNA. Its product is annotated as leukocyte surface antigen CD53-like. The transcript has 7 exons. NCBI's taxonomy places the organism in Eukaryota, Metazoa, Chordata, Actinopteri, Syngnathiformes, Syngnathidae. The coding region runs from base 288 to 986 and encodes 232 amino acids. Gene Ontology annotation, cellular component: plasma membrane. The record is from RefSeq and is a predicted model, not a curated record.